This is a messenger RNA of Rhodotorula toruloides NP11, 1095 nucleotides long. RefSeq names its product mitochondrial carrier protein. NCBI's taxonomy places the organism in Eukaryota, Fungi, Basidiomycota, Microbotryomycetes, Sporidiobolales, Sporidiobolaceae. Bases 1 to 1095 code for a protein of 364 amino acids. The record is from RefSeq and is a predicted model, not a curated record. The transcript is spliced from 4 exons.
AUGGCGACGUCGACAGCAGUCGCAGGCGAGCGCCAACCGCUCCUGCGCCCCGCUCGCUCACCACCUCCACCUUCACCAUCUCACGACUCGGACGACAGCGACGACGACUCUCCCGAGCCCGAGCCCGCGUCACCGAGACGCAGACUCCUCCGCUUCGUCCUGCUAUGGUCCGCCGUCUCAACCUUGACGAUCUACCUCAUCGUUCAGGCGUUCCGCAAGGGUGGAGGAGAGUUCGAUUGGAAGGGAGCGCUGAAGAAGGCUGGAGGAGGAGGGCUCGCGGGUGCGAUGGCGAUGGUCAUUCAGGUCUUGACGCUGAUGCCGCUCAGGACGGUCAUGAACUACCAGUACCGCUUCGGCACUACGACAACGGAGGCUAGCAGGAAGCUGUACGAGGAAGGAGGCUGGGGACGGUAUUACGCCGGUCUGGCUCCCGCUCUCGUGCAAGGCCCCGUCGCCCGCUUCGGCGACACCGCCUCGAACGCCGGCAUCCUCGCGCUCCUCUCGUCAAACCCCUUCCUCUCCCGCCUGCCAUCCCCUCUCAAGACCGCCUUCGCCUCCCUCGUUGGCGCCCUCUUCCGCAUGGUUCUCAUGCCCGUCGACACGCUCAAGACGACGAUGCAAGCGCAAGGCUCAUCGAACGCCCUGCAGAUCCUGAAGGAGCGCGUGAAGACCUACGGACCUGGCACGCUCUGGGCUGGAGCAUGGGCGACCGCAGCAGCCAACUUCGUCCGCUCGUGGCCCUGGUUCGCGACCUACAACGCGCUUUCGGCGUACCUCCCGCCCGCACCGCCAGCCGACAUUUGGGCUAAGUUGGGACGACAGGCGUUCAUUGGGUUCGUGUCGAGCGUCGUGAGCGAUACGUGCAGCAACAGCUUGCGCGUCAUCAAGACCUAUCGACAGGUCAGCCGGAAGAAGGUCGGGUACCGGAAAGCGGCGCAGCGUAUAAUGCGAACGGAGGGUGCCCGCGGACUGUUCGGCCGAGGGCUCAAGACGCGCAUCCUUGCGAACGGCUUGCAAGGCCUCCUCUUCUCGGUCCUGUGGAAGGCCUUCGCCGAGCUCAUAGAAGGCAAGGGCAAGAAGGGCGGCGAUGUGUAG